Messenger RNA from Bombyx mori (domestic silkworm), 9747 nucleotides. RefSeq lists its product as uncharacterized. The record is from RefSeq and is a predicted model, not a curated record. Gene Ontology annotation, molecular function: nucleic acid binding. Bases 926 to 4627 code for a protein of 1233 amino acids. Lineage: Eukaryota; Metazoa; Arthropoda; Insecta; Lepidoptera; Bombycidae. The transcript is spliced from 2 exons. Gene Ontology annotation, biological process: DNA integration.
AGACGCGGCGGACGGGGGGGCGCAUCAGCUGAUCGCGAUCGCCGACAGACUCGAUCAACAGCGGACGUUUCGACCGCACAUAAGAAUUUAAUGUUAAUCUCCAAAUUUAUAAAGUACAUAUUAAUUAUUAUAAAGCGAGUUGUAUUAUUGGAGUUUUAUUAACAUUAGUGGCGACCGUGACAGGACUCGAACCUGCAAUCUUCGGAUAAACAUCGAAAAAAAACGGAUAACGGUUACGGGAAUUUGAAUUUACGGAACAAAGAGAUUGGAUUGGAUUGCUGCUUAUGCUGCCUUCUGCCCUGGUGAAGUGAAGACUUUGCUGAGGACUGCUGGACGUCUGGCGGGAUACCCAAGGGAAGUUGGCCUUUUAAUCCUAUCCACUAUUUCUCAUUUUUUUCCUUUUUAAUUUGCGUACGGCUUGCCGCUCCGAAAGCGUUACAAGAUAAUAACAAGUGCACUAUUACUAUUUCUUUGUAAUUUACGCUUCGGCUAUUGCGAAAGCUUGCCUAUAAGUACCUAUCGCAUUCCUAUUUUUUCUUUAAAAAUUAAAUAAAGUUAUAAACCCCAUUAGAUGAUGGUUUUAGCUUAAAGUUAAAUUACUAGUUAUCUGCGCUAUUUACUUCCUAGCUAAAUAUUUUAAAGCUAAACGUAGCUAUUUAUUCAAUUUUGCCCAGUAAUUUUUUUUAUAGUUCUGCCUACCCUCUAACAAAGCUUACCAACUUCUAACACCUAAAAUUAACGUUACAUAUUUCCAGAUAUUCUCUGGCGUAGUGCUAGGCUUGUGGUUGGCGAACCCAUCAAGCAAUCGAGUGGUAACUACGGUAAGGCGGCUGGAUCACACCGCAACGGAACCGUUAAAACUGGUUUGACCAUUUCAUUGUCUUGCCUAGUUCAUUGUUCAAUUUAUUUAUUUCUUUAAUUGGCCAUGGAAGGAAAAGAGACUUUAAAGGAGCUUGUCAAAAAGCGUAGCAUAGUCAAAGGUAGGCUGACAAAAUUUAAAGAUUAUUUGAAUGUUUUAACCCAAGUAGGUGCGAAAAAGAUAACUAGCAUUCAAGUCAAAGAGAUAUCUUUGCGGGUUGAUAAAUUUCAAGAAUUACUGUCGGAUUUUAACGCCAUACAAUCAGAUAUUGAAUUACUGUCUUCAAAUGAGGAUGAACAGUUAAAUGAGCGGGAUUUUAUUGAAUCACAAUUCUUUUCUCUUCUUUCCACGGCUAAAGAAUUGAUUGAAUGUGCGAAUUUAGAGAAGAGGUCAUUGCAUGACGAAAGUAUGUCCAAUCAAUAUUCACAUCCCAUGAAUUCUAUAAAGUUACCAACUAUAAAUUUGCCGAGAUUUGACGGGAACUAUUUGAAAUGGUUAGAGUUCAGGGACACUUUUGAUUCCCUCGUUAAUAAAAACGACUCGAUUCCAUUAAUUAAUAAAUAUCACUAUCUCAGAUCAAGCUUAGAAAGUAGUGCCGCUGUCGUUAUUAGAUCAAUUGAGUUUACCGCUGACAAUUAUGAAAAGGCAUGGCAAAUUUUAUGUAAUCGUUAUAAUAGUAAAAAUAUAUUAAUAAAUAAUCACAUUAAGUCAUUACUUAACAUUGAACCAAUUGUGAAGGAAUCAUUUAAAGCAUUGCGAUAUUUAAUUGAUCAUUUAUCGAAAAACUUGAGUUCUUUGCACACUCUAGGGCUUCCUACUGAUCAGUGGGAUGUCUUGUUGAUAUUCAUAGUUUCAGCAAAGUUGGACUCCACCACUAGUAUAAAAUGGGAAGAAUAUAAAAAUAGUCUAUCGGAUUUACCAUCUUUGGAUCAGUUUUACUCGUUCUUACGUAACCGAGCAGAUAUCUUGGAAACAACGCAUUAUAAUAGAUUCGAUAAACAGGAACAUAAUAAUUUUAUGCACUCUCAAAAUAAAAGACAGGUGAAAUCUUUUUUGGCUGCUUCGGAUGCAAAUACGGGAAAAUAUCAAUGCGUAGUUUGUAGCCAGAACCAUUUUGUUUAUGAAUGUCCGAAGUUCAAACAAAUGAACUAUGAUGAUAGAAUGUGCGAAGUAAAACGGUUAAAAUUAUGCACUAAGUGCCUACGUAGUGGGCAUAAUAGUUAUCAGUGCCGUUUAAAAGGUUCUUGCAAGAUAUGUAAAGGUAGACACAAUACUUUGGUUCAUAAAGAUAGCAUGAAUACGUAUUCAGAACAAAGUGCAAAUAGUCAACAAAAUGAACCAGUUACGUUAUCAGCUACGACGAUGACUCAUACUUUGUUGUGUACGGCGCAGGUAGUAAUAGUUAAUGAGUUGAAAAAUAAAAAGGUUAAGGCACGAGCAUUAUUGGACACUGGUAGUCAAUCGUCAUUUCUGACCGAAGCUAUGAGAGAGAAGUUAGGGUUCAAUGAGAAUUCCAGUGAAACCUUAAAGGUUUGUGGUCUUAAUAAUAUUAAAACUAACAUUUUAGGAAAGUGUGUCGUUCAGAUUAAAUCUUGUUUAUCGACAUUUAGUACUCCAGUCUCUUGUUUACUAGUGCCAACGAUAACAGGUAUUUUACCCAGUGUCGAAAUAGACGUUUGCGAAUUAGAUAUUCCAUGUGGUAUACAACUAGCAGAUCCAAGGUUCUUCCAGCCUUCCAAUAUAGAUAUGCUGUUAGGAGCUGACAUAUUUUGGAACAUUAUUGGGACAAAUCAAAUUAAGUUAGGGUCUAAUAAACCUACUUUGCAAGAAUCACAAUUAGGGUGGUUAAUAGCCGGCCCACUCAGUAUCAGUCAAUCCAACUCGGAGGUCUAUUGUUAUUUCAAUCAGUUUUCAAAUAUAGAUAAUUCCCUGAAGAAGUUUUGGGAGAUUGAGGAACUACCUUCAGAGACAAAAACAUACUCAUUAGAGGAACAGUUUUGUGAAAUUGACUUUAUAGAAAACACGACCCGCUUAUCCGACGGUCGGUUUUGUGUCCGUAUGCCCUUAAAAGAACCCGAAACUAGUCUUGGUGAUUCAUAUUAUAUGGCUAGAAAACGUUUCUUAAAUUUAGAAUUAAAAUUAAAUAAAAAUCCGAAACUUAAGGAGUCAUACACUAAAUUUAUUGAUGAAUAUAAGGAAUUAGGUCACCUAAGUGAAGUAGAUCGCCCAAGGUUUGGCAAUUACCUUCCGCAUCACUGUGUGCUUCGCGAGAACAGUGAAACGACGAAAUUGAGAGUAGUGUUUGAUGCCUCAGCCAAAACAUCAUCUGGGAAGUCAUUAAAUGACAUACAGGCUGUAGGUCCAGUAGUGCAGUCUGAUUUAUUCUCAAUUUUGUUACGUUUUCGCGGUCACCGAUUUGUUCUCUUAGGGGAUAUUGAGAAAAUGUACCGACAAACGGCCUUGCAUGAAUCUCAACGUCACCUUCAGUUAAUUUUGUGGAGGGAUUCAUCUCUUAGUACGGAACCAAACAAGAACGAUAAUUUAAAGAUUCUACAAUUAAAUACAGUUACGUAUGGGUUGGCCAGCGCUCCGUUUUUGAGCACCAGAUGUUUAUUACAAUUAGCUAAGGAGUGUACUGACGACACUAUCGCGAACAUAAUAAAAAAUGAUUUUUAUAUUGACGACCUGAAUACAGGUGCGAAUAGUGAAAAUGAAUUACAGCACAUUUAUGUAAAUGUUAAGAGAAUUUUGGAUUCAGCAUGUUUUCCCUUAAAAAAAAUUCGUACUAACUGUUUGCAGGCGCUCGAUUGUGAUGAUACUGUAUUCGACCCGGUAGAUUUGACUAAAGAAUCCAGCGUGCUAGGUUUGAAUUAUUCUCCAAAACUAGACAUUAUUCAAUUUCCUUCGAAAGUGGAAUCGUCACCGCAAAUUGUUACAAAGAAAAUCGUAAUAGCUACUAUUUGUAAAAUAUUUGAUCCGUUGGGAUUAAUUUGUGCAUGCAUUAUUAAAACUAAAAUAUUUUUACAGCAAUUGUGGGUCAUUAAAUUAAAUUGGGAUGACCCCAUACCACAAAAUCUAUUAGAUACGUGGUUAAAAUUUAUUUCUAAUUUGCACUACAUUUCUAAUAUUAAAAUUAGCAGAAAUGUUCUUUGCAAUACCCCCAUGUCAAUAGAAUUGCAUUGUUUCGUCGAUGCGUCACAGAAAGCAUAUGCCGCAUGUGUAUACUUACGGUCAAUAAAUGACGAAAACGAGAUUACUGUUAGACUUUUAUGCGCAAAGGCACGAGUUGCACCCUUAAAACCUAUUACUAUACCAAAAUUGGAAUUACUCGGUACUUUGCUGGGAGCUAGAUUAUGUGAUAAAGUUAUACAGUCAUUACGAUUUAACAUAACUUACAAAACUAUUUGGACAGAUUCGACAGUUGUCUUAGGAUGGUUAAGAACUGAUGUAAGAAAUCUAAAAAUGUUUGUUUGCAAUAGGGUUAAUGAAAUCAACGAGUUAACAAGUACUUUUGAACACAGACAUGUACCUACGAAUAUGAACCCAGCUGACUUGGCCUCAAGGGGGGUCGAACCCCAUGACCUUUUGUCUUCCUCUUUGUGGUGGGAAGGUCCUUCUUUCCUGAAGAAGGAACGUUUAGAAUGGCCACAGAAUUCUUUCGUAGUUCAAAACUUACCUGAGUUAAAGGUACAUUCGUUGAUAGCUGCAGUAGACAAUUCUGAUGACGGUAGUUUAUUUAUAGAUUUCAAAAGGUGGAGUACCUUUUAGUUUGAAUAAAUUAAGUAGAACAUUUGCGUAUGUGUUACGUUUUGUUAACAAUUGCAAUAAAAACAAACAUAAAUAUUCAGGUCCUAUAAACUCAGAUGAAAUAAAUGAAUCAGUGAUGCUACUUAUAAAAAAAUGUCAAUUGCAAUCGUUUUCAUUUGAAAUUGGGUUACUCAAGCAAGGAAAACAACUGCCACAAAAGAACAAAUUGCUGCAGUUGACUCCUUUUGUAGAUUCAAACGAUAUAGUUCGUGUGGGUGGUCGUUUAGGAAACUCAAAUUAUAAUUUCGAUAAGAAGCACCCUAUAAUAUUAGAUUCAAAACAUCAUUUUACCAAGUUAUUAAUGAUUAAUGAACAUAUACGGUUGUUCCACGCAGGUCAACAGCUGCUGUUAGCGUCAGUGCGUGAUAAGUACUGGCCUAUUGGCGGAAGAUGUUUAGCACGGCAAGUAGUUAGACAAUGUAUUGUUUGCGUUCGCCUACGAGCGAAUACGAUGCAGCCAAUAAUGGGUCAUUUACCUGAAGCGCGUACAAAUGCUUAUUUUCCUUUUUACUCGUGUGGAGUUGACUUUGCUGGACCUUUCAUGAUUAGUAACCGAAAAGGUCGUGGUAACCGUAUUACUAAAUGCUAUUUAUGUUUAUUUGUUUGCCUCAGUACAAAGGCAAUACAUUUAGAACUGGUGAGUGAACUGAGUACUCAAGCUUUUAUUUUAUGCCUAAGGCGUUUUAUAUCACGUAGAGGUAAAUGUCAUGAGAUUUUUUGCGACAACGGCAGGAAUUUUGUGGGUGCAAACAAUGAACUAGGUAGGUUGCUUAGAUCCAGCCGUCAGACUGUUAGUGACUAUGCUACUUCUGAAGGAAUCAGAUUUGUAUUUAGCCCCGCAUAUUCCCCCCACUUCGGUGGUAUAUUUGAAGCUGGAAUUAAAUCAGCAAAAUUUCAUUUAAAACGUGUAGCUGGAAAUGCUGCUUUGACGUUUGAGGAGCUAGCAACGCUGUUUACGCAAAUUGAAGCUAUCCUUAAUUCACGUCCGCUGACUCCUCUCUCGUCCAAUUGUACUGAUCCUUCUCCUCUGACCCCAGGCCACUUCUUAAUUGGGAGACCACUUACGUCUAUUCCGACGAAGCCCAUCACUGCUACUAGACCAAACAGAUACGAGCUUAUUGAGAAAAUAAGGCAGCACUUCUGGGAGCGAUGGCGCCGGGAGUACAUCUCCGAGUUGCAGCAGCGCACCAAAUGGCGCACGGGGCAACAAGGCCUCGCCUGUGGGGACGUUGUGCUUCUGAAGGAAGAAAACUUACCGCCAUUACAAUGGCGGAUGGGGCGUGUGUGUCGCCUCUACCCAGGGGCCGAUGGCGUCAGUAGGGUGGCUGACAUCACCACUUCGAGGGGCACUAUGCGAAGGGCCAUCAAUAAGCUAUGUCUUCUGCCCACUUCAGAAUCUAAAGAUGAUCACGAAGCAGAGAGAGCCGUCUCUUCGAUCUCGUCUACUUUUUGAAAGCCAAGGCUUUCAACGCGCCGGAGGAUGUCCACGCAUCGAACGCGUGGACAACAGCGGCGGGAGACGCGGCGGACGGCGGACUAGAACUUAUCACGGGACCAGUUAACGUGGCGUGAUCGUUAGAGAAAAUCGCCGGAUCCCCACCCGUCCGGCACGUGGGAUAUGUGGGAGUUGAACCUCACCAAAAGUUCCUGCCGCUCACAGCCGGCGUCCUGUCCUGGACCGGGCUGGAGCCCAGUAGGGGCCUGUGAGACGGGGGACAGGGUUGACGCAGAGCAUAUUACACCCAUCCCGCAUGAUAGAAAUGGAUGACAGGGUACUUUUGCUACCCGCGCUACUUACAAAAUAGCUUAGGUAUUCCAUUCAUUAUCAUAUUAUUACGCACUGAUACAACUUUUAACCCAAAGCACCGGUCAUCGUUCUGGUCGAACCCGUCGCUUGCGACGAAGGGCUCGGCCAGUAAAUUAGCCCAUAGACACACCCACUGAGUUUCUCGCCGUAUCUUCUCAGUGGGUCGCGUUUCCGAUCCGGUGGUAGAUUCUGCGAAGCACGGCUCUUGCUAGGGUUCGUGUUAGCAACGUCAUCAGGUUUGAGCCCCGUGAGCUCACCUACUACUUCGGUGAAUCUAAAAUAGCCUAGGUUACUAAAAUAUGUAGGAAAAUAAUAAUAGAACAACAACAAAACCGGACGUCUCGCCAAACAGGCUACGACGAAAUCACGAGCCGUAUAUACAUACUUUUAACUAGAUAAAUUUGCACACUUUGAACAUCAAUAAAAAUGCUAUAAUCUUGUUAUCACGACACGUGUCCGGACUUGAUAAGAGGUUCAGAUGUUUCGUAAUAUACCUAUUAAUGAUAUAGUCAUUUGAAUAAAUAAAUAAAAUGCGUCGUAAAUCGGUAGAUGAGCAUUACGCAGAUGGUCAUAGAUGCACACGGCUACAGCGUAAAUUGAGGCCUGAGCUCAGUCUUCAUUUUUUUGCAUAGAAUGGUGGACGAGCUCAUGGCGCAUUUGGUGUUAAGUGGUUACCGGAGCCCAUAGACAUCAAUAACGUAAACGCUGCCACUCACCUUGAGUCAUGAGUUAUGAGUCUCAGUUUUUACAGUACAACGGCUGCCCCGCCCUUCAAACCGAAACGCAUUACUGCUUCACGGCAGAAAUAGGCAGUGUGGUGAUACCUACCCAUGCGGACUCACAGCACGCCCAAACACCAGAAAUUACGCAAAUUAUAUAUUUGCGGGUUUCAUUUACAUUACACGAUGUUAUUCUUUGGUCGUGGAAAUCGUUCGUGAAGAUAUGUUAAGUACGUAUUUCAAUAUAACAAUUAGUAGCUGCCGGCGGGAUUCGAACACGGGCACGGUCGCAUCGCUCGAUACGAUUGCACCGGGAGUAUUAUCCUUUAGGCCACGACGACUUCAUAUUUGUGCAACAGAUAUCUUAACUUUCAAACUGUCCUAUGAUACGGUCCUCGUCGACGAGAAACUGGAGGCCUCAGGCUACCAGCGAAUAAGUAAUAAUAAUAAUAAUUUAUUUAUUUCUCUCUUAAAGGUAUACUAGAGGAUGGUACUAUUUUUUUUUGAUAACGCCAUCUUGUUGUGUCUUUAAAGCAGUUAGUUGCUCUCAAUUACGAAAAAUAGUAUUAUUAUUCGCCAAUAGAUGUCGGGAAGAGUCAUAAAGUUGAUUAUAAUCGACAAAGUUGAUUAUUGAAAACACGAAUAAAACGACAUUUUCUGAAAAUAAAUCGUAGCUAGAUCGAUUUAUCGCCCCCGAAAUUCUCUGUAUACAUUUUAUGAAAAUCGUUGGAGCCGUUUCCGAGAUUCAAUAUAUACCUAUACAAGAAUUGCUCGUUUAAAGGUAUAAGAUAAGAUAAGAGUACAAAUAUAAAUAGAAAUUACCUUAUAAUAUAUUUUGUAAACCUUCGAAAGAGCUGUAGUCUGUGCUAGGUUCAAAGACCUGUAUUACUGAUCUCCAGGCUCCGUCCUUCUUAAGACAGAUUAGGUUGGGUUAAGUCGUGAUCACUAAUAGUAAUCACGUACGCCGAGAAGUAGGUAUUUCGAAGGCAAAAUAAAAUAUUUGGGUACAGGGGUUACUUAGGACGUUUUUGCGGCUUUUUUGGUACGAUUAUCCAUUCACGGUGUUCCUUGACGUAUCUUCCCUCAAACGGAGCUAGAAAACAAUUCUUAGCGGCGAGCAUCGUCAUAACUGAUUGAAGUCCUCGAUAAACGGCUUUUGUUAAGAUUAGGAGCCACAGUAAUAAAUAACUAGAUUAAAGUAAUUAAAAUUAGGAUGUUUGAAAUAAAUAAAAAAAACAUUUUAUCGACAUACUUUCAUAAUGUAAGCCAACGCAUUGUUCCGAAACUAUUUAGUUUCACGUAUUUAUAGAAAACUAUUAAAGCUGUGUGUGUGUGUACGUAGCACGCGUUCUCUCCGUGUGGCUUCUUCUUUUGCUCAACAAGCCCGUACGGAAAUUGAUAUACGCAAAUAUAUAUGGGCGCAAACGCCACUAUUGGCAAUAAUUAACAUAAAAAAAGAUGUGUGGUGUCGUGGGACACCGGAUAGGAACGAAGUCCCAUAUAAAAAAUAAAGUAUUACGAGAAAAAAAUCGCGCGGUGAAAUAUCGCUGUGCGGAAAACAAGGCCUUAUUCCACGGACUUUUUCUUACGGUUUUACUAUCACUUUUUUUUUCAAUUCGGUCGCGCAGCAAAAUCCCUAUCUCCUCCAAGCCUGCCGUAAGGAGCUUCGUUCCAAUAAUAUAUAGUUUAGUUUAUUCUAUGUUAAUAUUUAUUUAUUAUUAGCAAGAUAAGACUGUUAUUCUACCAUCUAUACUAAUAUUAUAAAGAGGAAAGAUUUGUUUGUUUGUUUGUUUCGAAUAGGCUCCGAAACUACUGGACCGAUUUGAAAAAUUCUUUUUCCAUUAGAAGCCGACAUUGUCCCUGAUGAACAUAGGCUACUUUUUUUAAUUUUUUUUUAUUUUAUUUUUUUAAUUUCAUGUGUGUUUUAAUGUUUCCGAAGCGAAGCGAGGGCGGGUCGCUAGUAUUUAAUAAUUAGCAGACACUGUUUUGAUGUGAAAAUGUUCAGAAUAUGAUUAUUGUUAAUAUUAUUGUUUAAAAACACAAAUGACUGUAUAAAUAAUUAAAUACUAAUAAAGCAUAAAUAUUAAUAAUAAUUGAUAUUAUAAAUAACAGUAAUUAAUUAAUGAACUAUUGUAAUUGUUCUGCAAAUGAUGUUGGCGCCAUCUAUUAUUAGGCUAAAUAAUAACAAUGUUAGUUUAUAUUAGUUAAAAGUAAUUUAUGUAAAAUAAAUUAAUUGUGUCAUUGUCUUUUACAAUCAAAAUAAAAUUGUAUUGUAUUUUGAUUGUAAAAGACCUUAUGUGUGUAAACCCUGGCUUAACGCCGACAUAUACUUCUAGCGCGAAAUUGUGUACACAAACCAAAAAAUCUUGGUCUUGGAUUGAGCAUCCUGUAUGUUUUAAGGCUCUCGAAGUCAACUAAUAGAUACAACUCACCUGACACCAGGUCGGUGAUAUUUUGCUGUCGAUCAGACGCAUAUCCGUCAUGCUCAUUGGAUAUAUUUGACCCGAGUAGACGCGAUAUCUGAAAGAAAAGUAAUAAAUCAAAAUCAAAUAAAA